AUGUCCCCGGAGCAACGCCUACACAACUCGCUGCGGGCGGUUUUGAGGGUAACUCUUUCCCAGGCGGAAGGAGAGACGCUGCCUUCAGGGUUCGUUUAUGUGGGUGAGGCAGUGGAUGGCGACGCCCUGCUCGCGGAGGACAUAUUGCCGGAGGUCGUUUGCGCGAGGCUUGGCGCGCCAGACCCCCAAGACCGAGGCAUAGGGUUCCUGGCGGGAGCCUUUUCCCGAUGUCAAGACGAGCUGCAGUCCGUACGCCGUAGGGCCGGCAAAUCGGACGUUGCCCUUGCACUCAAGGGACUCGAGGCUGCCAGAACACAGCUGAUCAACUUCAGCGCGACGUGUCUCAUGGAGGCGUGUAAGUCGGCGUCGGAUCCAUGGCUAGCCCCCUGCGCAGGGCUGACAAGUCUGCUGCAAGCGUCGAAGAAGGCCUGCGACGUUGCUGUCAAGGCGAAGGGGUUUGCACUUCCGAAGGAAGGAACGCCGGAGGCUGCACCGGUACCGGCUCCCGUUCCGACGGGGCCGAACGCUCUCCAGAUGCUGCUCAUGCAGGGGGGUGCGCGGAAUCGCAUGGUCAGCCCCAGAUCGGGGCCCAUGGCAGCGAACAACACGGUGCUCGGACGAAUUCUUCGUAUAGGCUUCCCUGCGACGGAUCCGCUAGCGACGGAUAGCUUCGACAAAGUCUACCGCCGCGGCCAGCCGGGCAUCAAUUCCGCCCUGCAGACGGUGCGGGGACGGUUGAAGGUGGUCCACUCCGUGGCAUCGGGGAUCGUCAUGCUCCUCGUCAAAGCUUCCGUCGAGUCUCGCAAAGCUGUGGUGGCGUGGUUUGCCGACGCUCUGCUGGUCAACACGCCCGCGGAGGCUUCUAACCCCGACCCUCUCAAAGCCGCUAGCCCCGAGUUCUUGAUGAACAUGAGCGUGGCACUGCUGGGCCUGGCGAUGCCAAUCGUUAGGGACGAAGGGAAGUUCAAAAAGAUCGACGCCGCGUCGUUCUUGUCCAGCAAAGCCGCCAUUCGAGACCUUUUCCCUGACGACACCACCAUGCUCGUCACAAGAACACCUUCAUCGGCAUCACCAUCAGACUCGCCCGAGGAAGGCGCGAGUAGCACCGCCGAUGAGGGGGGCUCCGCGGCUGCGGCUGCGGUAACGGGGGAGGGGGGGGCAGGAGGGGUGGGGGGUGGGAAGGGGGUCCCGCUGGUUGAGCUCAAGAGUUUCACGACGCAGGCGUUUUUCACGUGCUGGAGGGCGUUGCACCUCGGCCUCUUGCAGGUGAUGGGCAGACACGAUCGGCUUCAUCAGCAGCUUGCUCACCUGUCGAGGGAGAUGGGCGACCCGGGCAGCCCUAACCCAGAUCCGCAGAUGGACAUGCACUUCAACAUGUUCGUCCAGAGGAAGCUGGUGGCUGAGGUAGUCAUCUCGGACCCAGACGUCCUCGCCGACUCCCUCAUGUUCAUGGUGAAGGCCGGGUCGUGGUUGACAGAGUUCGUAUCGAAAGAGGCCGGCGUCGCCAUCGACUCCUCGGAGCACGAGAUCUCCUCCCGGGGCUCGCUCGCGGGACUGUCAGAGGAUUCAUUGGUGUGGCAGUUGCCGGAACAUCUGAUCGAGGAUAUCCUUGAGCUCAUCCUGUUCCUCACGAACCAUCAUCCCCAGACCUUGGGGACUAGCCAGCUGUACCCGUUGAUGACCAUGGUGGUGUUCUUCUUGGCACACCCUUCGCUGGUGAAAUCCCCCCACCUACGAGCAUCUCUGGGCGACGUGCUGUACAAGACUUUCCUUCCGAGGUCGGAGCGGGGCAACGAAGACCCCUACGGUGCGCCGUUGGGAGGCGAUGCGCACACGGGGCUUCUGUACUCUCAUCCCCUAGCGCAGAAGCACCUCGCGCCGUCGCUGCUUCUGCUCUACGGAGAUGUGGAGCACACCGGGUUUUACGAGAAGCUCACGCACCGGUUCUACAUCGCCGCGGUACUUAAGUACCUCUGGAGGAGCAAAGAGCACAGGUCAACGUUCAGGCGCAUCUCGCAGGAUACGGGAAAGUUCGUCCGUUUCGCGAACGGCCUCAUGAACGAAAGCAACUCCUUGGUGGCAUCGGUGAUGGAAAAGCUGCCUGAGGUGCGGGCGGUGCAACUGCAGAUGCGAGACCCUGCGCAGUGGGGUGCGAUGACGGAGACUCAACGGAACGAGAUUGCGGAGAGACACGAUGAGAAUGAGAGAUCGCUCAAGUCCAACCUCAGCCUGUGCAACGAGACCCUUCACAUGGUGGCCUACCUCACGUCGGACCCCGACAUUCAGAAGCCAUUCUUGAGGGAGGAGCUCCUGCUGCGGCUGGCCGAGAUGCUGCUGUGCGUUCUCAAACAGCUCAUCGGGUCCAAGGGACUGGAGAUCAAGGUGGACAACCCCGAGAGCUACAACUUUAGACCCAAGGAGAUGCUGAGAGAGAUCUGCACCACAAUCUCGCAGUUUUCGACCCAACCCGGCUUCCACAAGCAUCUGGCCAUGAGCGGGUACUACCAGGAAGACUUGCUUCCCAAGGCGACUUCGACGAUGCGCCGCCUUCAGCUACUGCCAGCCUCUUCAAUGGCCGACAUGGACAGCCUUUGCAGCGCUGUGAUCGAGGCGAGGGCCUCGUACGAAGCUUCGGAGGCAUCUCUGGGCGAAGUCCCGGACGAGUUCUUGGACCCAGUUCUCUGCCACGUUAUGCGAGAUCCUGUUCUUCUGCCCACCAGCGGAACCAUCUUGGAUAGGUCCACGAUCGUCCAGCACUUGCUCAACGACAGCAUGGAUCCUUUCAACCGGCAGCCUCUCACGGAGGACAUGGUCGAGCCACAGACCGAGCUUCGCGAACGCAUCGAAGAGUUCCUUGCACGGAGAGGAAGCCAGUCUGGUUGAUCAGCGGCUUUUGCCCAAGCUGCUGCUGUGGACCAUGCACAAGGGAGAACCAAAAUUAUCCCCCCAGCGGCAUGAAGAGUCUGAGAUGUUUGUCUCUACGGCAUAUUGAGGUGUCGACAUACCCUUCGAUGUUGUCUUCGUUCAUGACAACUUCCUGUGUUGCAGUCCUGUGUGGGAGCCUCCUUCAUUGACACGAUCGCUGGAGAAUGUUGUCUUUUUCAAGUGUUUUUUGUCUCUGUUCUAACAAGAAACUAUAGGU
Molecule: messenger RNA, 3142 nt
Organism: Ectocarpus siliculosus
Lineage: Eukaryota; Phaeophyceae; Ectocarpales; Ectocarpaceae
Source: the annotation of a GenBank genome assembly